UGAAGAGCAGCGGUCUGUAAACAACAUGGCGCGUCAUGGACUCAGCUGGACUUGAGACGGUGCAGUUGACAGCGGAAAUUUUACACAGACAGCGAACAUAUUCACAGUUAACUGCUGUAAAACAAAUGCUUCGUCAUUAAUUUGGAAAAGGAGAUCAACGAGAGAAGCGUGAAAAGGUGCUCAGUCUAUGGGCUCCCAGUCCAGUUCUGGCAUGUCCGGUCGCGGCUCGAGCGGAAACCCGGACCAGUCAGAACCAGAAUCGAACCAAAUCCAGGCUACGACCCCAAGGAGCCGCAGGGGACCCGAGAGAGCGUCGGCAUCUGAAGAGGACGUUGAUCUAGCACAAGUACUGGCGUACCUACUGAGGAGGGGCCAGGUGAGGCUGGUCCAUGGCAGUGGCGCAACAGGGUUACAGCUUGUCCAGUCUAUCUCUGACUCGGAUGACGACAGCGAUGGAGCAUGGGAGGGACGGCUAGGACAUCGCUAUGAUCCUCCUGUGGAUUUGCACCCGGACACUCAGGAGCUGGACCGCAGCGAGAUCCGCACUCAGAUCCUAUUAGCCACAGCGUCCUCACAGCUGAACAGCAAGCACAGCUUCACACACAUGCUUAAUCAGCGGGAGCAGGGUCGCUGUCGUGGAUCCAGUUUCUCUCAUGGUGAAUGCAGCCGUAUUCGCUCACAUUUCCUGCCCAACUAUGUGGCCCACAAAGACACUUAUCAGCAAAAAGCGUUUUGUGGCGUGUACAGCGAUGAUGGAAAUUUCUUCCUCUCUGCAUGCCAAGAUCAGCAUAUUCGGCUGUAUGACGCCAGUCGGGGCAGAUUCCACCUGAAACGCACUGUGAAGGCCCGAGACGUGGGUUGGAGUGUGUUAGACGUGUGUUUCACGCCAGAUUCACGCUCCGUUCUGUACUCCAGCUGGUCUGAUUACAUCCAUGUGUGCAGUAUAGAUGGCGAGAGUGAAACGCACACCGCUCUGGACCUCAAUCCAGAGGAAAGAAGGUUCUGUGUGUUUUCACUCGCAGCAUCCACAGACAGCCGAGAGGUGCUGGGCGGAGCAAACGAUGGCUGUCUGUAUGUAUUUGACCGUGAGCUGAACAAAAGAACUUUGAAAAUUGACGCUCACGAGGACGACGUGAACGCCGUGGCAUUUGCCGAUGUUUCGUCUCAGCUACUUUUCUCAGGCAGUGAUGACGCACUGUGCAAAGUGUGGGACAGACGCACAUUGAGAGAACACGCGCCUCAACCAGUCGGAGUGUUAGCAGGACACAGAGACGGAAUCACUUUCAUACACAGCAAGGGUGAUGCCCGGUACCUGAUCAGCAAUUCAAAGGAUCAGACAAUCAAACUAUGGGAUGUGAGGAAGUUUUCUCCUAAAGAAGGCCUCGCUGCAUCACGGCUCGCCGUCACACAGCAGAACUGGGACUACCGCUGGCAGCAGGUCCCACAAAGAGCUUUGAAGAAGCACAAACUGACAGGUGACACGUCAGUGAUGACGUAUCGCGGUCACGGCGUUCUCCACACGCUCAUCCGUUGCCGUUUCUCCCCCGAGUUCAGCACAGGACAGAAGUUCAUCUACAGCGGCUGCUCGACUGGGAAAAUCAUCAUUUAUGACGUUCUGACGGGCCGUGUUGUGUCCAGACUGACGGGUCACGAGGCGUGUGUGAGAGACGUCAGCUGGCACCCUUACCAGGAUAACAUCGUCAGCAGUUCUUGGGAUGGUGCAAUUCGCUUGUGGGAGCACAGACACAGUCACCUGCUGGACAAAGAGAGAGAACGAGUGAGUGAUUGGAGGCCAGACGAGAAGCUAGAGGAGAAAUGAAGUGGCCGAGAGGUGUGUGUGUGUGUGUGUGUGUGUGUGAGAGAGAUUCUGAAAUUAUAUAGGUAAUGUUUUUCUGCUGGCCAAAAAAAAUAAAUAAACCUGCACAGAAAAAAAAAAACCCCACCCAGGGCAACACACAAGCUCAGUGAUGUUUAUUACACACACACACACUAUAGAUCUUUGUUCUUUAUUUUGAAGCUUCACGUUUUCAGAUAUUGUUUAAACAUGCUCCGAUGGUAAAGAUGGUCACAGAUCACAUACAGUAAUCAUAGUGAUAAAAGUAAUAAUGAUGAUAAUGUUAUUGCGUUUCGUGUAUGAGAGAACACAGCUUUAAAAAAAUCUAACGAUGUUCAAACUGACAGCUGUGUUAAAGCUGAAUAUUAUAAAACAUUGUAAUAGUGUUAAUGUUGAUUUAAAAGGGAUUAUUAUUUUGGAGUGUAAUGUGGAAGAUUGAAGAUUAGAAGAGAGUGUGUGUGUGUGUGUGUGUGUGAGAAAGAGAGAGAGAGAGAGAAUGAGAACGUUCAUGAAAUUUGUUCCUGCAGUUCUCCAGAGUGCGUUUGUAAAUUAUGAGCAAAGUUAAUUAAAAUCCUUUUUCAGUCUUGA
Messenger RNA from Neoarius graeffei (lesser salmon catfish), 2422 nucleotides. RefSeq names its product ddb1 and cul4 associated factor 11 (gene dcaf11). Bases 188 to 1819 code for a protein of 543 amino acids. Gene Ontology annotation, biological process: proteasome-mediated ubiquitin-dependent protein catabolic process. Gene Ontology annotation, cellular component: Cul4-RING E3 ubiquitin ligase complex. NCBI's taxonomy places the organism in Eukaryota, Metazoa, Chordata, Actinopteri, Siluriformes, Ariidae. Gene Ontology annotation, molecular function: protein binding. The record is from RefSeq and is a predicted model, not a curated record. The transcript is spliced from 15 exons.